AUGGAUAACUAAGCAAUUCUCACUUUGCAAGUUUACAGCAAGAAUAUAUUUUUUAAUCAUCCUUAUCAAUUAAAAUAUACAGGAGAUAAAAUUGUGAUGUAUAAGCUAAAAUAAGGUGUUUAAAUAUUUAGAUUUCAGGUCCUAAUCAGAAUCAUGACUCUGAUUAAGUGGAUUAUAAAAUUUGAGAACAAACAGCCCAAAUUCAUUGGGUUUACUAUAAAAAUAAAGAAAAAAUUUAAGACUUUCAUAAGUAAAGAUCCUGACUAACUUAUAAAACUAAAGAAUUUGCUCAGCUGCAGAUGUAGUUUUGGUAAUUUUGAUGAAUUAUAUACUGUAAAAAGUGAUAUAAGCAGAGGGUCGUCGGGAAGUGUAAAAAAAAUUCAAUGUAAAUCUACUGGAAAUGAAUUGGCUGUUAAAUAUAUUAAUAAUAAGGAUUUAACUCCUUUAAAUUACUCAAUCAUAGAGUAGGAGAUAGCUGUGAUGAACAAAGUCAAAGGAUUUGACUAUUUUGUUCAGAUUUAAGAUGUCUAUCAGGAUGACUAACAGUAUUUAAUAAUAAUGAAUUAUCUGGAUGGGUAUUCAUUGUCUCAUUAUCUGGAAAAUAACAAAAAGAUGAAUAAAACCUUCUCCUUGUUUCAAAUAUUUUCAAUAAUGAAACGUCUAUUUGAAGCUUUGAUCAAACUUUCUGAAUUGGAAAUAAUCCAUAGAGAUAUUAAACCUUAAAAUUUGGUUUUAGCAGAAGAAGAUGAUUUCACCUCUCUCACCAUUAUUGAUUUUGGAUUUGCAACCUUCACCAAUAUUAACAGAUAUCUUUUAUAUAAGUGUGGAACUCCUGGAUAUGCUGCACCUGAAGUAUUAAAUUCUCAAUGCACAUAUUACUCGUUUAGCUGUGAUGUCUUUAGCAGUGGGUGUCUACUUUAUUAAUUGUUAUUUCAUGAAUUACCAUUUAAAGGGGAUACAAUUGAAUAGCUAGUGCAUAACAACAGAAUAUGCUAAUUUAAUUUGGAUUUAGAUAAGUGUGAUGCUUUCUCAAAUAAUAUUAUUAGUCUCUUGAAAUCUCUAUUGGAAAAGAAAAUCUCUGACAGAAUACAAUUAAAGAAUGCGUACGAUUAAUUUUCAAUCUUGUAUGAUCUCUAUAAGCAAAGAUACGACACUGAAGAUUGUCAUGACUCCUCUCCUCUUGUUAAUAGAUUGCCUAAUUUUGAUACCUAAAUUGGUAGAAUAUUUGAGUAAAAUACUACAAGGGAAUCAAGAUAAAGUUUAUCAAACUGUACAUAGAUUAUUUCAAAGUGA
Messenger RNA from Paramecium tetraurelia, 1293 nucleotides. RefSeq lists its product as uncharacterized. Gene Ontology annotation, molecular function: protein serine/threonine kinase activity; ATP binding. The record is from RefSeq and is a predicted model, not a curated record. Gene Ontology annotation, biological process: protein phosphorylation; mitotic DNA damage checkpoint signaling. NCBI's taxonomy places the organism in Eukaryota, Ciliophora, Oligohymenophorea, Peniculida, Parameciidae. The transcript is spliced from 7 exons. Gene Ontology annotation, cellular component: nucleus; cytoplasm.